This is a messenger RNA of Zonotrichia albicollis (white-throated sparrow), 458 nucleotides long. Lineage: Eukaryota; Metazoa; Chordata; Aves; Passeriformes; Passerellidae. The record is from RefSeq and is a predicted model, not a curated record.
CCAUGCCUGCCCUCAGGCCUCUCGUGAAGCCCAAGAUCGUCAAGAAGAGAACCAAGAAGUUCAUCCGGCACCAGUCUGACCGCUAUGUCAAGAUCAAGCGCAACUGGCGCAAACCCAGAGGCAUCGACAACAGAGUGCGCCGGCGCUUCAAGGGACAGAUCCUGAUGCCCAACAUCGGCUAUGGCAGCAAUAAGAAGACAAAACACAUGCUGCCCACAGGCUUCAGAAAGUUCCUGGUCCACAAUGUAAAAGAGCUGGAAGUGCUGAUGAUGAGCAACAAGUCGUACUGUGCAGAGAUUGCCCACAACGUGUCCUCGAAGAACAGGAAGGUGAUCGUGGAGAGAGCCGCACAGCUCGCCAUCAAGAUCACCAACCCCAACGCCAGACUGCGCAGCGAGGAGAACGAGUAGCAGCCUCUGCAGCACAGGUGUAUUUAAUAAAGCCUCAGUCCAACUCGG